This is a messenger RNA of Cebus imitator (Panamanian white-faced capuchin), 6388 nucleotides long. Its product is annotated as ceramide synthase 6-like. The transcript has 9 exons. NCBI's taxonomy places the organism in Eukaryota, Metazoa, Chordata, Mammalia, Primates, Cebidae. The coding region runs from base 1 to 897 and encodes 298 amino acids. Gene Ontology annotation, cellular component: membrane. Gene Ontology annotation, molecular function: sphingosine N-acyltransferase activity. The record is from RefSeq and is a predicted model, not a curated record. Gene Ontology annotation, biological process: ceramide biosynthetic process.
AUGUCGGCCAAGAGGUCGCUUAUCCUCCACGGUGGCUCUCCGGGGCCCUGGGAAAGAACAGGGGGCGCCUCCCCAGAGGCCCCCAAGAGACUGAAUGUCACAGAAUUUUUUUUAAUCCUCUACAGGUGGAGAUUUUCAUUUUACCUUUAUGUAUUUACCUAUGGAGUCAGAUUCCUGAAAAAGACCCCCUGGUUGUGGAAUACGAGGCACUGCUGGUACAACUACCCCUAUCAGCCACUCACAACUGACCUUCACUACUAUUACAUCCUGGAGCUGUCAUUUUAUUGGUCUUUAAUGUUUUCGCAGUUCACUGAUAUUAAAAGAAAGGACUUCGGCAUUAUGUUCCUGCACCACCUUGUAUCUAUUUUCUUGAUUACCUUUUCAUAUGUCAACAAUAUGGCCCGAGUAGGAACCCUGGUCCUUUGUCUUCAUGAUUCGGCGGACGCUCUUCUGGAGGCUGCCAAAAUGGCAAAUUAUGCCAAGUUUCAGAAAAUGUGUGAUCUCCUGUUUCUUAUGUUUGCCAUGGUUUUUAUCACCACACGACUGGGUAUAUUUCCUCUCUGGGUGUUAAAUACCACAUUAUUUGAAAGCUGGGAGAUCGUUGGACCUUACCCUUCCUGGUGGGUUUUUAACCUACUGCUCUUGCUAGUACAAGGGUUGAACUGCUUCUGGUCUUACUUGAUUGUGAAAAUAGCUUGCAAAGCUGUUUCAAGAGGCAAGGCUGGGAAGUGGAACCCUUUACAUGUGUCCAAGGAUGAUCGAAGUGAUAUUGAGUCUAGCUCAGAUGAUGAGGACUCGGAACCUCCAGGGAAGAAUCCCCACACUGGGACAACCACCAAUGGCACCAGUGGCACCAACGGGUAUCUCCUGACUGGCUCCUGCUCCAUGGAUGAUUAAUUACUCAAAACUACAAGUCCCAAGAAAAGUGAACUAUUUGUUCCUGGAAGUAUUUAAUAAGUUGCAAAUGCAGUUCCUUUCAUAAUAUCUCAGCACCAGAAACAAAAAUUAAGAUUAUCAAAGCAUUUUGAAUAGUGCACUGCCAUGUGUCCUGUCUGUGAAUGAAGAAUUAUCAUUCUAUGUAGGCAUGCUGUAUGUAAUUGACACAGGGAACAGUAUUUGCAUUUGUACUGUCUUAGAAUAUUAUUUAUUUUUUGUAUUUGUAAAUCUGUGGACAAAAGAUGGUUUCCUCACUCCUUUUACUCACUGGGCUCAUGACAGUGAAGGAGAUGCUCCAUCUGCUUCUCCCCCCUUCUCUUGCUGUAGUCCAAUGUGCUAUGAGCAUCAGCUUACUUUGUCACUUAGAGCAAGGAAAACCCAGUGCAAGAUUCUCGUUCAGCUCUAAAUAGGUUUGCUUUGUGUUACAGUACCCAUUUUGAAAUUGCCUAUACAGUCUCAGUGACCAUUUAAACCGAACGAACUAGGUGUUUAAUUUUCACUCUUUAUGGUCGAUUAGCAGUUCAAAUUAAAGAAGAUGGUUAUUGGAGGACGUUUCUGAAUGGUUUUUAUAUUGCUUUGAAAUAGAUUUCAUUUCUUGUGCACACAGCCAAGAUUUCUUCAGUGGGUGUGAUAGCUAGUUGAGGGUUAACCUUGUAGGUUACAAUGUGUGUUUGUUUUUCUCUAAGUUGAGGUCAGUGCUCUGAUUCUGAAGGAGGAUUUUCUCUGAAGCUUAUAGUUAUAAACAAGGAAAUCACUGUUAAGAAUGGGAAUUUGUCCUGUGUUCUGGGAAUAACAUAAAGAGAGCAACUGAUUACAGCCAGGCUUGCCACUACUCUAUAAUUAGUGCAGUUUUCUGUCAUGUUAUAAAAGAAAGAAGCUAAGUAUAUUUGGGGACAAAAAAAUCUUUCAAGAGUUGAUAAAGAUUACCUCUCCAGUGCAAAGCACUUCAAUGCAACCAGCUUUCAAGAAAAAGCCCUAUCUAGUACUUGAUGUCGAUGUUUUUAUUUUGCUGAGCAAAAUAAAGCCAAUGGGAGAAAGUCUAUUUUACCCUUUGCUUUUCUCCUUAAACAUAAUGCAGAUGACUUUCCUGUUACUAGACACGGAGCAGCAUUACACUCUGAUGCUUCUUUGAAGACUUGUUUGGUUUCCAGGAGUUUUUUUCAAAUGGGGCUAUUUCUGGAAAAAUGAAAAAUUCUAUUGGACAAUGGCAAUAUCAACCAGGAAAAUUACUGAAGAAUAAGUUUCCAUAAGUCUCCUACACAGCAGCGUUAUUUAUAUACAGAUAAGAAAACCAUACAUAGGCCAAAGAUUUUAUCUCUUCUAACUUUUAGUAAGAGGAAAAAGGGAUUAUAAAUCCUUCAGAAAUCAAGAAGGCCAUCAACCUAAAACAGGAGUCCCAAACAAAAAAGCCUUUAUAUAAAUGUGUGAAUCAGGGUGCUGAAGACAACAGCAGAAAUACUAACAAGUGUGCAGAACUACCAGAGUGUGUAUAUCCUGCUUAGAAGCAUUCACAUUUGAUUCUUUGAAAAAAUUAAAGCUCUGUGCCCACAAUUUGCAGCCUGCGGGUUAAUAGUUAAAAGAAUGCUCCCAAACAAAAAAUUAUUACUGUAGUAUAUCUUAUCCCACUUAUUUACAAAAUAAUAUGUUUCUGUUAUGGUCCACAGUAAUAAUUGAAGAGGCUUAAAAAUCCGUCUGCUUGUUUAUUGAGAAAACGAUGCAAAUAAUUCUGCUUGUAGAGCGCAGAUAUUUUAUUUCACAACACAGACAUAUGUCUAGGAGUGUAAUUUGUGGGUGGCUGAGUUUGUAAAAACAAUCAUAGAAGUACUUGUCAUCAGAACAUCUGCUAAAAUGCAGGCAUAUAUAUAUAUAUAUAUAUAAAGUAGCUGAAAAUUUUGAGAAGGUGAAAGUUUGGUAAUUAAAACAUGAACGUAUUUAGCUUGCUUUAGUGUCUGGAGCAAGUCCUCUCAAUGGGUAAAAUUAACUUUAGGGAUCCACAGUCUUGAGGUUUAGAUUAUAUGACACUUGAGCACAGAAGAAUUUCAAAGAGAUCAGCUUAUAAAUGAAAGGUUUAGAAGAAUUGCACAAAAUGAAGUCAAUUGGAUCUGUCAUUACCAAAGACAAAUCUAAAUAAUCAUACCCGCCCCCGUGCCUCUCCCCACAAAGAAGUUCAGUAGAAGGAGAACUGGGACCACCUGGAGCCUCUCUAACUGAUGGCAUUAACACAGUCCUGUAUGUUAUCUAUAGGUUUUUAUUUCAUUUUGCAUUUUAGGGCAGAGUUCUUUUGGGCUAAUUAAAAUGGGGUUUGCAGGCUUUUCAUGGUGUAGAAUAAUAUAUCUCUGUCUAUAGCUUUCCUGUGGUAGCCUGAGAAGGCUGAGAGAGAAAAAUACGUGCAGUUUCUCAUCCUCCCUGUGCCAGGCCAUAGUUUUGAAGUAUAGUUUGUAAAUUCAACUAUAGGUUAGUGAGAGUGUUGUUUCUCGUUGAUUAACUUAGCCUGUGUGGAUAUCUCCUUCUUCCUGGUCACCUUCAAACCUUCCCAGAGCACAAAGAAGUAUGUAGAAAGGAUUCUAGAAUAAGUAAUACUUUAUUCUCCAAUAUGAAUAGCUUUUCUGGAUCUCUUAGUGGGGGGAAAGUAGAAAAUUGAGAAUUUGGCCUCAGGUCAAUAAAUGAUAUCAAAAUAUGUGUUCUUUGUAUAUAUAUGUAUGUUUCUCCAAAAAGUGAUAAAAGCAAAAUAUCACUGACUCAUCCUUACCAAUAUUCUUUUCAUAAAACCCAUUCCCCAGGUACAAUAGAAACUUCCUCCUUGUUUGUCAGCCUCCUGGUCAUGCUCCUCGCACACGUGAAGGUAGUAGAAUCUUUUCAGCCUCUUACCAGAGAGCUAAAUAUGGCUAAGUGCAGGUUAUAGAGCACUUAAGGUCAACAUAGAAGCCAACUGAAGUUCACUUUUCCAAACUUGGUCCUGUGGAUGUUGCGCAUAGGGAAGCAACUAUCAGCAUUUGGAUUAUUCAAGUGUAUGUGUUAAAAAUGCAAAUGCUUGCUGCUUUACCCUAGGGUUUUAUUAGCAUCCUACUUCUGCUGGGCUGCCAGACAGAUGGCGUCCAGAGGUCUCAUCACAUAAUGCCACAGGCAUCUGGUCCAGGUAAACAAGGCAGAAAGGGUAGGCAAGAAGCAAGAUAAAAUCAGAUCACCUUGGAUCAGAAUGGUGGGUGAACCUCCACAUGUCCAGUUCUGUUGCCAGACUUUCCACUCUGAGUAUUUGAUGGAGUUUGAAUUUGAGCAAACUGAAUGCCUUCAUCUUAGGUAGAAAGGGCCUGAAUCUUCCACUUUGUAUUCAAACCUCAUUGUUAUUUAGCCUAAGUAAAAAGUGAGAUUGCAUUUCCGUUUACCUGAGUUUGCUUUAAAGAGCUUUUCAAAGAGAGCUUUAUAGACAUCCACGAUUGACCCUAAUCUCUUCAUGAUUUUGCAUUAAUAGUUGUUUUGUCCCUUUCCUGGAAACAUUAAUGCCAAAGUUGCCUGAACAUUUGAGUGUUUUUCUUAAUUUGAAGUAUAAAAAUUAUAAAGAAUAAAAAAAAUUAUGAAGAAUAAUUCCAAAGGUAUUAAAAGAUUGUUUAUCAGUAUAUGUGGUGAUGUCAUUAUCUCCAGAGAGGCUUUUGAAAUAAAAAAAAAAAAAAAGGUUAAAUGUUUACAUUUCAUGUGCUAUUUGAGGUCUUCGGGUUCUGAUUAGCUUACUUUUUUUUCUUUUGCCUUUGGCUGAUUUCUGCUUUGUAGAUAAAUAAUAGCCCUGAAAUGUUUCUAACAUUCAAAUAAGAAAAAAAUCAAAUUGAAGUCAGCCUGCUGGAAAAGUGAUCACAUUGUACUUCCAGCAACUUGUAUGGAAAGAGAAAUUGCAGUGAGCCCCAGUUACUCCACUAGCCACUAGCAUACUGUCCAUGGAAGGAAUAAUCAUCAACAGUUCAAUCAUCACAAGCCACCCUUGAAGGAAACGCAGCAAAAUAUUCUUAAAUGAAGAUAUUGCAGCCCCCAGAGAUGGUAAAGUUUUCUUUUGGCAAAAUGAAAUUGUGCCAUUCUCAAAUCACCCCAUAGUGAUGAGCUGACUGGUUCACUGGCCUCAUUUUAGCUCUUCAUAGUUUGGGGCCAGAAAACUGGUUCAGGGGCCAGAAAAGGGCUCUGUGGUUUGCCUUUGUGUGUACUGUCCCCUCCCCACCUCUAGGGGGCACUCAGUAGCUGCUGAGAAGGCCCAUCCACGCUGCUGCUGGAACCCCUCUAAUUAAACACUUAGAUAUAGUGUUUACUGAUGCUUGUUUUCAUGAAGAAAACUGUAUUGGAGAACAUACAGCAUCAUGAAUAUUUUUAAUAGGCUCCACAGACACCCAAAGGAGAAGGCUAGUCUUUUCCAGGUAUUUUCAACUUGACUUCAACACAAAGCCUUUGAAAGGAAUGCAUUACCACAUGGCCACAUGCUAAGACCCCACAUAAGAAAGUAUCUGCAGCCAGAUAGUACAUGGUAUCUCCACAAAACUAGGCAUUCUGGAGAUUGCCCAGAAAGGGAUGGGAGGGGACAGUGUCUCUGUCUUGCUUAUCUCAUGCAUUCACACUCCUUUCAGCCUCCUGGAACUCCUGAUAAAAGGAAGCUGGGUAUUGACAUUUUUUAGCUAUUGAUUUCCCAAUAGCUUGUGGAUCAGUUGUAUAUCCACACUUCCUUCUCUGCCUAAUUCCGUUUUUCUGAAAAAAAAAAAAAAAAAAAAAAAGUGUAUCAUGCCCAUAUGUGUGUUUUCUUAACACAGGUUCGUGAAAGUUUGGCUUUGUAGUUUGGUGUCUGUUGUAUGGCCUAGAAACCACGGAGAAACAACUAUUGAGAUGGUUUCUGUGUUCAGUGAAAAAUUCUAUUUUGUUGAGACAUUUUUUUCUUUAUUAUCCACAGUAAUUUUUUAAAACUGUCAUCGUGAACCUACCCUUAAAAAAAUAAGAUUAGCUGCAAAAAAAGAAAUUAGCCAUGGAAUAGGAACAGUUAUGUGAUGAUUCUGGAACUUUAACUUAGAGCUUCAUUACUUUAAGAGUGGAAAACAACCUCUGAGCUUGAUUUCCCAAAGUUUCAUAAAGCCCCUAAGCUCAUGAUUUUCAUCAACUCUUUGCCCACAUAGUCAUUUACCUCCAUAGCCACUUGUCAUGGAAGGGGUGGUGAUGUUUGGAUUUGAUUUUUUUCAACUUGCAGUGAGAAAUAGGAUAGUUAACAAAACCUUACUUGUUUUUUUAAGACAAUUCAGUGCUUGAGCAUCUCUGUCAGAAAUGGAAUGAAAUACUGUUAGCCAAUUAGAAUUAUUUUGUGUAUUGUUAUUGUGUUUUACUGAUUUUUAUAUGAAAAUAUAAGUAUUCAUUCUUGAUUUCUGGAAGCAAUCAUUAUUAUGAGGAUCAUUUUACUUUGGAAACACUUUCAUAAUAAAGAUAAGUAUUAAGA